AAAUGACGACGCCAUUGUAUCGAUCAGCCGACGACGUCCCCUCCUCCAAAAAAGUUUUGCUCAGUUGCCCAAACAACAAUUCUAACCAUUCGCAGCCGCUGUUUCUUUGAGAGAAAGUCACACAAACUGAAAGCUCUUUUUGUCUAACAACAUGGCUGUUACUCUGGACGACAAGACCGUUGCUGAGCUACGUAACUUGGCCGACCGGCUUCGUAUCGACUCCAUUCGUGCUACUAAUGCCAGCAAAUCUGGGCACCCAACGUCAUGUGCUUCAAUGGCUGAAAUCAUGUCUUGUCUCUUCUUCCGUGUCAUGAAGUACAAACUGUCUGAGCCUAGAGACAAGUCAUCAGAUCGUUUCAUACUGUCCAAGGGACAUGCUGCUCCUAUCCUCUAUGCUGCCUGGGCUGAAGCUGGCCUCUUCCCUGUCGAUGACAUCAUGAACUUGAGGAAGUUGGACAGCGAUUUGGAGGGUCACCCUACUCCCCGUCUCAACUUUGUUGAUGUUGCCACUGGAUCCCUUGGACAAGGUCUGAGUGUUGCCUGUGGAAUGGCCUAUGUGGGAAAACACUUUGAUAAGGCAUCUUACAGGACCUACUGUUUGAUUGGUGAUGGUGAAAGUGCUGAGGGAUCCAUUUGGGAGGCUCUGCACUUUGCUGGCCACUACCGCCUUGACAAUUUGUGCGCAAUUUUCGACAUUAAUCGUUUGGGCCAAUCUGAGCCAACCUCUCUUCAGCACAACAUGGAGGUCUACCGCAAAAGGCUGGAAGCUUUCGGUUUCCACGCUAUCGUUGUCGACGGACACGAUGUAGAAGAACUCUGCAAGGCUUUCGAUGAAGCGUCUGCUACCGUUGGCAAACCCACUGCCAUCUUGGCCAAGACUUUCAAGGGUUACAAGUUCCCGACCAUUUCGGAUGAGCUUGAUUGGCAUGGAAAGCCUCUUGGUGCUAAGGCUGAUGAAGUUAUCCGAGCCAUCGAACAACAGAUGCAGCCCGGCACUGCCACUGGUGCCCCGAAAAUUCUCGAGCCCCUCAAUGACGCACCAGUGGUCGACAUUGAUGAUCUCCGUCUUUCCACACCUCCUGCCUACAAAAUGGGUGAAAUGGUUGCGACUCGCUUCGCCUACGGAACUGCUUUGGCCAAGUUGGCAGAGCACAACUCCCGAGUCAUUGCUUUGGAUGGUGACACCAAGAAUUCCACCUACUCUGACAGAAUCAAGAAGGUGUCAGCCGAGCGUUACAUCGAGUGUUUCAUUGCCGAGCAGAACUUGGUUGGAGUAGCCAUCGGAGCCGGAUGCCGUAAUCGCACCAUCCCUUAUGUCUCUACUUUCGCCGCUUUCUUCACCCGAGCUUUCGACCAGCUCCGCAUGGGUGCCAUCUCGCAGACCAACAUUACCUGCGUCGGAUCACACGCUGGAGUCUCCAUCGGAGAAGAUGGCCCAUCUCAGAUGGCACUUGAGGAUUUGGCCAUGUUCAGAUCCAUUCCAGGCUCCACCGUGUUUUAUCCCAGCGACGCCGUCAGCUGCGAGAGAGCCGCCGAACUUGCCGGAAAAACCAAAGGAAUUUGCUUCAUUCGUACAUCUCGCCCCAACACAGCCGUUAUUUACGAGAAUGAACAAGUUUUCUCUGCUGGGAAGGGUCACGUUGUUCGUAGUCACGAUCAAGACGAUUUGGUUAUCGUUGGCGCCGGCGUUACACUCCACGAAGCGCUGAAGGCGUCCGACAUGCUGAUGGAAGCCGGCAUCAAGGCUGCUGUCAUCGAUCCAUUUACCAUCAAACCCAUCGAUCACGACUUGCUGUUGAAGGAAGCUACUCGUUGCAACGGCCGGGUUUUGACGGUUGAAGACCAUUACCCAGAAGGUGGAUUGGGUGAGGCUGUUGCUUCAACUCUAGCCGAACAACGAAAUAUUAUCGUCAAGAUUUUGGCAGUUCGCGAAGUUCCCCGCUCCGGUCCUCCAGAGGUUCUCCUAGAACAUUUUGGAAUCGGCGCCAAGGCUAUUGCCGAAGCCGCGAAAAAACUUGUUGCGUUGUAAACGCUUUUUUAAGUCACUUAUUCCUAUACCCAUUCCUUACCAGAGGUCUAUGGAUAGUUGAGAAGAACUGGUGGUGUUUUUUUGAAACAUUCUUCUAUGGCAUUCCAAGUCGUAUAUGUAUCGUUUGGAUAGUUUAUUCAUACAUAGAUUUUUUGGUGUUUCAAAUGA
Molecule: messenger RNA, 2197 nt
Organism: Daphnia pulicaria
Lineage: Eukaryota; Metazoa; Arthropoda; Branchiopoda; Diplostraca; Daphniidae
Product: transketolase-like
Exons: 7
Coding region: 152-2029 (625 amino acids)
Molecular function (GO): transketolase activity; thiamine pyrophosphate binding
Source: RefSeq, a predicted model, not a curated record